This is a messenger RNA of Lagopus muta (rock ptarmigan), 3311 nucleotides long. RefSeq names its product RAB33B, member RAS oncogene family (gene RAB33B). Gene Ontology annotation, molecular function: GTPase activity; GTP binding. The transcript is spliced from 2 exons. Gene Ontology annotation, cellular component: endosome; Golgi apparatus. Bases 58 to 744 code for a protein of 228 amino acids. NCBI's taxonomy places the organism in Eukaryota, Metazoa, Chordata, Aves, Galliformes, Phasianidae. The record is from RefSeq and is a predicted model, not a curated record. Gene Ontology annotation, biological process: Rab protein signal transduction.
GCUCCGUUGCCCGAGGCGGUCCGCACGGGCCCGCGGGGCGGGCGCGAGGCGGCGGCGAUGGCGGCCGAGCUGGAGUCUUCCCUGGAGCUGAGCUUCACGGGCAGCGGCACGGUGCCGGGCGGCGGGCUGCCCCCCGCGCGCUCCCGCAUCUUCAAGAUCAUCGUCAUCGGCGACUCCAACGUGGGCAAGACGUGCCUCACCUACCGCUUCUGCGCCGGCCGUUUCCCGCAGCGCACCGAGGCCACCAUCGGCGUGGACUUCCGCGAGCGCGCCGUCACCAUCGACGGGGAGCGCAUCAAGAUCCAGCUAUGGGAUACGGCGGGCCAGGAGCGCUUCAGGAAGAGUAUGGUGCAGCACUAUUACAGGAACGUCCACGCGGUCGUGUUUGUGUACGAUAUGACCAACAUGGCCAGCUUUCACAGUCUGCCCUCGUGGAUAGAGGAAUGCAAACAACACCUCCUUGCCAGCGAUAUACCACGGAUUCUUGUUGGCAAUAAAUGUGACCUGCGAAAUGCUAUUCAGGUACCCACGGACUUGGCCCAGAAGUUUGCCGAUACGCACAGCAUGCCGUUAUUCGAAACCUCUGCCAAAAACCCCAAUGACAAUGACCACGUGGAGGCCAUAUUUAUGACGCUGGCUCACAAGCUUAAAAGUCACAAGCCAUUAAUGCUAAGUCAACCCCCAGAUCGCGAUCAAAUACACAUAAAGCCCGAACCGAAACCCGCCGUGACCUGCUGGUGCUAAGUGUCACUAUUUGUUGCUGCCUCCUCGUGCCCUGUGCGAACGCUCCCAGGUUACGAUCUCGACGUAGAUCAGGGGUUUGGUAGCAAUUAUAGCAAAUCCCUGUGGCACUUUACUGUGUCGUUUGGUUUUUUUUCUGGUGUAGAUGUGCCCCUCUCAUUUUCUUGCGCUUCCUUAUUCCACUUUCUGAAUUACUGAAGUUCCACUAUAAAUAUGCAGGAAAGUAACCUUUCGGAUGAAGUGUUAACAAAGCAAGUCUUGUCAAGCUCUGGCUCUCCGAGAUCGUUUUUGUCACUCGUGGCAGAGCAAAAGUAGUAAAACGGAGUUAAACAAAGUAGUAAGAGGGUUUACUGAUGUGUUCGGUUGCUGCCUGCGUUGGGAUAACGUAGGAGGAGAAGCGUUUCGGGACGGCCAGGUAGCUCGAGCAGAUCAGCAGGUGGCGAGGUUUGUGACGUGCAAAGGAGUAUCGGACGCCUGCUAGCAAACUGAGAAGCGAGGCCCUGUUCUUCCUCUUUAAGUAAACAUUUUAAAAGCAGACUGGACCAUCAGACUAAGGUAGAGCCGUCGGUGCAGGCCUUUGUGACCUGACUAAGACUUAAAUCUUCAAUGAGGAUUGGCUUGUAAAUGUGCCGUCUUUGAGUCGAACGAGCCGGGGUAAGUGUAAGCACUUGCAAUUGAAAUAAAAAUAGGUGUGCAUUUAUCCAAGGCGUACUGGGGUUUUGCAAGACGCAGCUUUUAGAGGAUGCUCCUGCUGAUAAAUGCUUUUAAAAUAUCUUGGAGAAGACAGCUUUUUGCAAGGCAACGUGGUCACUUGCUUUAGGGACGAGGACGCUUAGGACAGGCCCUUCCUUCGGGUGCCCCUUUCGAUGCUCAAAGUCGUGCCUUGUGUAUUGGAAACUUUGAGGCCGCCGUACUGCGAGGAGCCGUGCUGCUCUGCGCUAGCGCGGACGAAGGCUGCUGCAGGUCGGUUUGCAUCCUGAUAAAAACACCCUCAGCCAUUCACAGCGUAGGGAAUAUCGCAUUUUCUUUAACUCGUUUUGAAGGCAAAAAUUAGCUCUUGAAUUACAGAGAAAAAAGUGCCACGUAGAUGACGUGUUACAAAUGUUGGUUACAGCACGCCUGUGUCCAGGCUGUAAGCCGUGCCUGCCUGGCAUUGCGAGUCAGGAAUUCCUCUUCUAGAACCGUCUUCUUCCACGUUCCCCUCGUUGCCACCAUUUGCUCUGUUCUUUGAAGGUCACAGUUCAUGACAAAGGUGGUGCUGUGGUGCUUGGUUGCUUAUGGUUACAUCAAGGGAAAUGUAAUCCUUAGAUUUCAGUGUACGACUCCGUAUGCCACGGUCAGACAAUAUUUUCCCACUUGUUUUUUUUUAAAGCAAUGUAAUGUCAAAUGGAGGUGUUUGAUUUGCAGUGUGAAACGCGUCGUGUGGGCUGGAAAUAGGAAGGCCAGGUCAGAAGCUGCCAGCCCAGCGAUGGCUAGAAACAAAGUACUGAAACAAAGUAGCUCAUAUGUUGUGAGCUAUGGAAAUUGUGUCACUGAAGUGCAAGUUACACCCAUAAAAGGGAAAAUGUGUCCACUCUUUUCUAGAUUUAGGAAAGCAUUGCAUUUGGCCUGUUAUGCUUAGGGUGUUUAAUAAGUGUCUACGCAGAUAAUAUUAUUCCUGUCCAAAUGAAGCUGCUACGGUUCUGACUGCAAUGUUGUUAAUGCAGCGUGUGUUCAAGGGAACUUCAGUGUUUGCUCUGAUCCUUAGGCGACCGGGCUUACGGUGCUCUUUGAGCAGCGAUCAGCUUGUGAAAGUAGCGUCCUUAAUGGUUUGGUUUUUUGUUGUUUUUUUGUUUUAUUUUUAACAAGGAGCAACCUGAAAUUUAUACAUGUAGCACUAUGAAUGAACCAUUUAUUUUUCACUCACGUCCUGAAUGCUUUUUUUCCAAAGGAUCCGCCUUAACUGGAAUGUUAGUAUCUGAACUUGUGUGUUAGUAAGCGCGUCAGCAAACACUCUUUUGUUGUCGUUGUCUUUUGUGUUUGCAUUGAUGUGAGCGAAGCAGAUCGCACAGAAUGAAGCGUUCCGAAGUCAGGCUGGGGUCUGAGGUAAGGCAGCCAUGGAGAUACAGCGCCGAUGGGAAAGGGGACGUCGGACAUCUGCAGAUCUGUUGCGCUCUGAGGCGUUGGCAACCUGUACAUAAGGGUUCCCACGCCGUUCAGAAGGCGUGGAAACAAACGAUGCUUUCAGUAUGUAAUCUUGUCUUGAGCACACAGCAUGUUUUAAUGGUUCUGCCUUGAAGAUAAUGUGAGCAUUCGGGCUUCGGUGCGCUUCCUGGCUGUCAGUCGUAGCGUUCUACCUACAGAAUCGAUGUGAACAGCACUGAACACUUUGUAUGUGUAUUUUCACCUUACCUGACUGUAACGUUGCAUUAUUUUGUAUGUGUUGGGGAAGGCUAAGACACAGUGCCAGAAACUUAACAGCUGGCUUUGCCGCAGACUAUUUUCACUUGUUUUCAGUAAAACGGUGAUAACAUUUCUCUUAUUAAAAUCCAUAAUAAACUGUGAUAAAGGGAGGAAAAUGAGUCUGUGUU